Rubroshorea leprosula is the source of this 703-nucleotide messenger RNA. The record is from the annotation of a GenBank genome assembly. NCBI's taxonomy places the organism in Eukaryota, Viridiplantae, Streptophyta, Magnoliopsida, Malvales, Dipterocarpaceae.
CAGUACGGAAGUCAAUUACGGUGCCCUUUUUUUUCAUUAGUAUACCUCGCCUGACCCCAAUGGCGCUGUUAUCCGUGUCCUUUAACGCUAAUUGGGGCUAACAUGGAAAUAGCUACUCCGCCUCCAAACACGAUUGUACAAGAAGUUCUUGAAAAAAAAAAUUAUAGAAGGUGGAGCAUUUUAUUGAAACACUACUUAGUGGCUCAAGAUGUUUGGGAUGUUAUUGAACCAAGGCCGAUGACAGAAGAAACAGAUGAAAGGGUGUGGAGUAGAAAGAAUGCUUUAGCUCUGCAUGCCAUUAAGAUUUCAUGUGGAGCAAAAGCAUUUGAUCGAAUAGAGAAGAUAGAUUCAGCCAAAGAUGCUUGGGAGGCAUUACUCGAUAUGCAGAAACCCCAAGUCUAUUAUGAAAUUGCUGAGCUCCACGAAGUUCUCUCUUUGGACAUUACCGAGCCCUACCAAACAGGUUUUAUUAGCCUUUUUUUUUUUCUUUCAAAAUCCAUCUAGCUGUUUGAGUUACUUUUUUUCCAGCAUUUGUCAUUGGAGAGACUGCAGAACAGUUAAGUUUGUUGAGGUGUUGGCCUAGAUCUAGCUAAUGUUCCUUGUGUUUAUCUAUUUUUGCGUCUUAGCAUUAUGUUUUAAGUCAUGUGCGUCACUAUGUGGUAUUGAGAUCGAUUUUUGGUUUGUAGCCUGGAUUUGAUAUUAA